Aspergillus luchuensis is the source of this 1887-nucleotide messenger RNA. Its product is annotated as HET domain-containing protein. The record is from RefSeq and is a predicted model, not a curated record. The coding region runs from base 1 to 1887 and encodes 628 amino acids. NCBI's taxonomy places the organism in Eukaryota, Fungi, Ascomycota, Eurotiomycetes, Eurotiales, Aspergillaceae. The transcript has 2 exons.
AUGAUGUCCUCAACACAUGAACAAGUCUCAAAUAUGUCUGUUCCCUCUUUCACAUAUUCACCACUUCCACCGAAGUCAUAUACACGAAUGAUUCGCCUUUUGCCAGACGAGGAUGAGAGCGCCCUAAUCAAAUGUGAACUUCUCAACUACAACCUCUCACAACCAGGAGAGGAACAUCUUUAUGAGGCGCUUUCCUAUGUUUGGGGAAGUCCAAUCAGAUCUCGUUCAAUCAUUCUUGGUGGCUAUAUGCUCCCCGUUACUGAAAGUCUUUAUACUGCAUUAUUGCAUCUCCGAAGCAAGCAACUGGAAAGGAUACUAUGGAUUGACGCAAUGAGCAUAAACCAGAAUGAUGACAGUGAGAAGAGUAAGCAGAUCCCGCUUAUGCGGACGAUUUAUGCACAAGCCAGACGUGUUGUUGUCUGGCUGGGGGAGGCUCAUGACCACGGGGAAAGAGCACUUGAAACAAUUGCUUGCCUUGGCAGGAAAAAGGUUUCAGAGCCAGUACAAGGAAGAGUCCGUGUAGAAUGUGAGAAGUUGCUACAACGAGACUGGUUUCGCCGUAUCUGGGUAUUACAAGAAGUCGGUGUCGCGCAGUAUAUUUCUAUCAUGUGUGGACCCGUUCAGAUCAAUGGACAAAUGUUCUGUGAGGGCCUGGAUAACUUGAAGCCUUCUUCCGCACUCAUGGCUAGAAUAAGCCCGAUUUCUUUUCUAAUUAAAGGUGCACCUUUUCGGUCACGUGAUGGGCAUCUUUCUGUUCCUACACUUUCGAUUGGGGAGCUUGUCAGCAUGUACCGCAACCAUAAUGCAACAAAACAGCAUGACAAAGUCUAUGCAUUACUGGGUUUAAGUUCAGACUCGAAUAGUACUGCGUUGGUCCCAGACUAUGGGCUUCCUUGGCAUGAGGUCUUCAAACAAGUCACGGAACAUGUUUUCCCGAAAUGUUCCGUGGGGUUAUGUUAUGGGUCAGAAACAGCUGUUAUCAAAAACAAAGGAUGGAUCUUGGGUUACAUACAUUCAAUCAGUGACUCAUUGAGGAACAGUCAACAGACUUUCAAAGUUGUCCUCAAUCAAACUUGUCAGAAGCUGGGAUAUUAUGAUAAGUGGGAGGCUGAAUGGAGUGUACAGGCUUCUGGAGAGUUACUUCAAGAGGGUGAUAUUAUCUGCCUUCUCGAAGGCCUUUCACAGCCAAGUAUACUCAGAUUAUGUGCUGAAUACUACACGGUGGUGACACCGGUGGUGAAACCCAAGAAACAGGCACAGAAUAUUGAGGAUGACGUGAUAAUCGGUAAGAGCUGUUCUGAUCAUGGUCUAUGUGAUAUUCUCUUCAGUUGGAAGGUAUCUCAAUCAGAAGAUAAGCUUGAUUUACAAAGCCUAUCAAGUCUCAUUGAAUUUGCGCCAAACCACUAUAAAGAAAAUCAUGAAGCUGAGCGAAAUCUAAACCAUACAACAUCUGUUAUGGUAGAUGCUGCCAUGCAGACAUUAAAGCUGAGAGUUCCUGGAAAAAGAGCACUCGACAACGUUCUAUCCAAGGGUAGGGUAAAAGGCGUGGAUACUACUUUUCUUUUCUCGCAGAGUAACGUCGAAGUCUCCAAAGAUCUAGUAACUGCAAUUGAGACAGCUCUGUGGCAAAAUCAUGAGUUUCCCUAUGCCUGGGAGAAGGUUCUAGCAGUUGCAGUACGGAAUACUCGACCCUGUGGAUUUGUUAUUACAAGCAUUCUCCUGCAGCGUCUACAGGAAAUGCUACCGAUUUCCGAAGAGGUGGUCAAGGCGGCUGCAGCGAACUAUAGGCAAGGAUAUGAGAUCAUGCAGCUAUUUCUCGAGCAUCGUGGGAAUAAGUUACCAGUCUCUGACGAGGUGGUCAAGACGGCUGCUGUGAAUUAUAAGUAA